GCAGCACUUUGUGAGCAUGGGCGCAAAGGUGUAUAUGGCUGCCCGAGACGAGACCAGAGCGAAAGAAGCCAUCGACCGACUCGAUAAAGGCGGUCGCGAUCCUGGUCUUGGCCAAGUCAUCUGGCAUGCACUCGACCUCAGAGAUUCUCGUUCUGCAAAGGAAUCGGCAGAGCGCUUCGUUGCUCGGGAAAAGAGACUGGACAUCUUGGUAAACAACGCUGCACUGAUUACCGACCUUGGAAAGCUUCAAGAGAAUUCAGAUGGAAUUUUGGAGAGUAUGGCGGUCAACUACUUAGGACCUUAUAUAUUUACAAGAACACUUCUCCAGCUCCUCGAAUCAACAACCUUGCUGGAUGGGGCCGACGUGCGAAUUAUCAAUGUUGGAUCCAGUGGCCAUAGCUUUGUGAAAUACCUGGAAUACGGUUCCAAAGACGCGUGGAACCACCCAUUUAAAUGGUAUCUAAUCCCAAAUUUCGAGCGUUAUAAAUACUCGAAACUUGCAAUGCACCUAUGGACGAACGACCUAGCCCGGCGUCUUUCUGAGCAACAAUCCAAGGUGAUGGUACUGAUCACACAGCCAGGGGCCAUUCUAAGCGAUGGCGUUAUCCAUUCUCUGAGCCGCCUCCCUUAUCCUCCGCUUUGGAUCUGGUUGGCAGGGUUAGUAAUGCACCCUCAGACUCUGGGAGCAUAUACGUCAGUUUUUGCAGCUUGCGCACCCCGCGAUAAUCCCGAAAUAUCCCAGGGUGCCUAUAUCUACCCCCCAAAUGUUGCAGUAGCGCAAGCUCCGGCCGCUUUGGAUGAGGUUAGGCAAAGACAACUGGCCGAGUUCACUGAGGAGUUCUUGCAGAGCAUUGGGGUGUAGUCAUGAUGUCUCUCAUGCACCCUUUCCUAUUGAUAUAUAUUUUCCCGGCCUUCCCCCCCCCCCUGCAACUGCUUCCUAUCGCUACCUCAUUUAAGAUAGUACGAUAAAGACCAUGACAGUCGCUAUGUCCAUCCCGACCUCGAUUAAUUCCACUCAUACAUAAGGGAAAUUAGAAUGAUAGAUGUAACUGGCUGUCGGUACUUAUAAGAAAGAGGCUCAUG
Messenger RNA from Guyanagaster necrorhizus, 1083 nucleotides. Its product is annotated as NAD(P)-binding protein. Bases 17 to 862 code for a protein of 281 amino acids. The transcript has 8 exons. The record is from RefSeq and is a predicted model, not a curated record. NCBI's taxonomy places the organism in Eukaryota, Fungi, Basidiomycota, Agaricomycetes, Agaricales, Physalacriaceae.